AUGCUAUUUUACCCUUUGUCACUUUCGCCUANCCUCACGGAAAAAUUUAACAAUACGUUAGCUGAUAUGCUGUCUAUGUAUGUUGACGUUGAACAGAAAGAUUGGGAUGCUAUUUUACCCUUUGCCACCUUCGCCUAUAACACCGCUAAACAAGAAACUACUGGCUUCACACCAUUUUAUCUUCUUCACGGUUAUGAAGCUGAAACAACUUUAGACACAAUGUUUCCUAACCAACCUGGAUUUGAAACUGAUUAUGUUGCGCAUCUUGUCUGCAAAGAAGAAGCUAGACAACUUGCUCGCCUUCGUACCAUUGAUGCGCAAGAAAAAGACAAGAAGCAAUACGAUGCGAAACACCGACCAAUGUCUUAUGAACCAGGUGAACUUGUUUGGAUUUUUAGACCAAUUCGAAAAGUUGGGUUGUCCGAAAGACUAUUAAAGAAGUAUUUUGGACCUUACAAAAUAAAGCGAAAGUUAUCUGAUGUUACUUACGAGGUCGAAGACGUUGCACCAUCUACAAGGCGCAAAACUACAGACACCGUCAACGUGGUGCGCAUGAAGCCUUACCAUGACCCAUCGUUUCAAUUAGAACCAUAUGGAACCGAAAAUGCAGAAAAACAGAGAAGCUACAAAACCAAGAAACAAUCUAAGAACGAGAGUAAGUUGGAGUAUCGAGGACCAACCACCCGAUCACGUGCCAGAGCAGUCAAAGAGUGA
Messenger RNA from Parasteatoda tepidariorum (common house spider), 714 nucleotides. Lineage: Eukaryota; Metazoa; Arthropoda; Arachnida; Araneae; Theridiidae. The record is from RefSeq and is a predicted model, not a curated record.